Chelonus insularis is the source of this 569-nucleotide messenger RNA. RefSeq lists its product as uncharacterized. Lineage: Eukaryota; Metazoa; Arthropoda; Insecta; Hymenoptera; Braconidae. The record is from RefSeq and is a predicted model, not a curated record. The transcript is spliced from 2 exons. Bases 64 to 381 code for a protein of 105 amino acids.
UGUCAUCGACAAGAUCUGGAUCUUUCAGACCAGUCGUGCUUAAAACCUCGCGUGAUAGUCAUCAUGUUUAAGCUCACAGCGUUGUUCUUAUGCAUAUACGGAGUUGCAGCACUUCCCACGGUUUUGUAUUCAAAACCUACUGUGCAAAUAAACGACGAAGAACAACUAUCGUUGCCUGGAGUUGAAAAUCUUGCUGAAAAGUCUAUUCCAUCAUCAAAACUAGAAUUAUCAACUGAUACACAUUUACCGGGAACAAGUAAUUAUGCGGAGAGAAUUCAAGUACCAUUGCAACGACUUCCAGGAACUGGAAAUCUUGCUGAGAAAGUCAUUCCUCCUGAUGGAUUGAAAAAAUUGUCUCAACCAUUUGUUGAAUACGCUUAGAUGUGAUCUCCGGGGUUUAUUAUUUCAACGCGAAUUUAUGAAAUGUUAAGCUAGAGAUGUAUUUAUGAAGCUAAGAUUUAUGCGUUAUUUCAGAUUUUAAGUAAUAAUAUUUUUAAAAUAAAUUUUGCAAUAAGUGUUUACAGUAUGACAGAAAGUUAAAUCUAAAAAAAAUAACCCAAUUUAUUGUG